Messenger RNA from Aureobasidium musti, 5229 nucleotides. Lineage: Eukaryota; Fungi; Ascomycota; Dothideomycetes; Dothideales; Saccotheciaceae. The record is from the annotation of a GenBank genome assembly.
AUGCCCGUCAUUGUUCGUGACCCCUCCAUGGCCGCCAACAUCGUCUUGUACACAUCUCGCAUCACUUCGUCCACCACUUCGGACCUUCAAGCUUGCAAACCGCAGCUCGCAUUCAGCCCGAAACAGCAGUCGCCACUCGCACAGCUUCGCUCGAAUCGUUACCUACCACACACAAACUCGCCCUUGCCGCCAUCGCAACCAAAAUACCCUCUGCCUGAUCGAUCAGAACCGAACACCGGUUCUCUCCUCCCCCUCUUCUCCCCCGUGUCGCAGAGCCAGACCAUUCAAUCUCGGCACAUGAGCAGCCAUUUGUGGAAGUACUAUCUUCAGGAUGAUGUCGACCGGUUUCGACAUUUACUCGAGACGGCCUCGUACAAUGUCCGUCCACACCAGAACAGGACUCAGUCCAUGCAGACUCCCGCCGCCGUGAGCUCGAGUCCCGGUACCUUGAGUACUUCGCCCACACUCACCGCAAAGGCACGCAAGCCUUCGACCUUUUCGCCACAUGCUGGAAACAUGCCUCCACUCACCAAGGCUGACAUCAAUUGGCGUGAUGCGAAUGGCAUGACCCUCCUUCACCAUGCCGCCUCCUCGACGUCUGAGAAUGCUCUCGAAUUCGCCCAAGCUCUUGUUGAGCAUCCGCUUAUCGACCUGUACUUACAAGACGCCGAGAACUCUUGGACUGCUUUACAUCGUGCCUUCUAUUUCGGAAACAUCACCAUUGCUCGCGCAAUCAUCGAGAGGGACACUUCAGAUGCUCUUGGUAGGGGAAUAGGAGGAGGUUUGGUCAAGAUAAAGGAUCGUGAAGGCCUAGGUCCCUUGGAUCUAUACGCUGCGACAAUUAAAGAUCGCACUUUGCGACCUGAAGGACAAAAACGACCUAGAGCUGGGUCCGACGCCAGCGAGGAAGAAGUCAUGAUGAGCGAUGAUCAAGAGGUCAGACCAAGAGUCAUCGAGUUUGCGACAAACAUCUCCGGCGAUGAAGUCUACACUUUUGGAAGCAACAAGAAUAUCACUCUGGGCUUUGGAGAUGGGGAUGAUAGACAAUAUCCGGAGCGCAUUACACUGAAACGUCCGGACCACUUGCUGCAACGAUUCUACCGCGAGCACGUUCGAGAAUAUGAAAAGACAUGGGCUACAUUCGAUCCUGUCAUCACACAGACAGGCCACUCCGCUCUGCCACGCUCAUUACCCGUGGACUCUAUGCCUUGGGCAGUUAAGAACCGUCCUUUGAUCAUCCAGGAUGUCUUCAUGUCCAAGCUUUCAACAGCAGUUUUGACUACCGAUCCAGAGUCAAACCUGUACAUGUGCGGUCAUGGGCCUGGAGGUCGUCUAGGUGUAGGGGAUGAACAAUCGCGCUUCAGAUUUGUCUGCAUCGAGGGUGGCGCCUUGUCGCGGAAAAAGAUUGCCACUGUUGCACUCGGUCAAAACCAUACCCUGGCUGUUGACGACCGGGGAGAGGUCUUCUCCUGGGGCAGCAACGGCUACGGUCAACUUGGAUACACUCUGCCCAAGACUGGUAUCAAGGACGAAGAUCCAGUGAGCUGCGUACCUGCACAAAUCUUCGGUCCCCUCAAGCGCGAGAUCGUGAUUGGUGUCGCUGCAUCCCGCAUCCACUCAGUCGCAUACACUUCCACAUCCCUCUAUACUUUCGGCAAAAACGAGGGCCAGCUUGGCAUAGUCGAUUCUGACGCUCGCUCUCUCGAGUAUCAAAUCACUCCUCGAAAGGUUGCAGCUUCUCGCUUUGCUGCUCCAAUCGUCUCAGUCGCUGCCAUCGACCGUGCCACUGUCUGUCUUCUGGAAAACCACGACGUCUGGGUUUUUGCAAACUAUGGUUAUGCGAAGAUUCAAUUCCCUCUUGACGGCUCAAGCAGUUUCUUGAAAGACAGCUUCCGCGUUACUCGAUAUGAUGAUACUGUCAACCACAUUAGCAAAAUCACCGCAGGUGGUGACACCAUUUGUGCCAUGUCCAGUAGUGGUGAGGUUUAUACCUUAUCUGUCAGUCAACGUCAAGAUCAGGCCAACGCAUCCACGACCAAUCCGACAAAGAUAAGAGGAGCAUUAUCUGCGCCACAAGAGAUUUGGUCUUUGAAGAAGAACAAUAUGGCUGCUCGCGAUGUUGGUGUAGAUGCUGACGGCUCCAUCAUUCUGACCACUGAAGAAGGAAGUGUCUGGAAACGAUCAAGAAGAACAAAGAUCAAGGACGGAAAGUCUUUGGAUGCCGUCCAGUACAAGCCCAAAGACUACAAGUUCUCUCGUAUCGCUGGGCUUUCUCGUGUUACUGCAGUCAGGUCUUCAGCGUAUGGUGCCUACGCUGCCGUCCGUAGAGAUUGUGAUGUUACAAAGACUCAGACACUGGUGCAAGAGCAGACUAUCUGGAAAGACUUGUUCCCACUUCUUUGUUUCAACGACCUCAUUGUCCAUGAGGAUGUUCACGACAGUGAAAGUGAGGAGCCGCAGCCUCGCUUCUGGCAGGGUCGCAAGAAGCCUGAUGAAGUACAGAUCCUUCGCAAGCAUCUACUCGAGUCAAAGGAUAUCGAAAAGGACAUCGAAGAGCACUUACGCCAGGCGGCGAAUGAGAACUUCAGCGAGUUUGAUGCCAUCAUUGCAUCCAAUGUAUCCGACCUUCGAUUCCCUGCUCAUCAAUUCGUUCUUGCGGGACGAAGUAGAGUGCUUAGAGCAGGCUUCCAGACUCUUCGAGAUGGUGGUGACUUUAUCGUCCCUGACCUUCUGAUCUGUGAGCGCGACUCUCUUGGUCGACCUGUCAUGAUCUUCCAGGGACUUGAUGUACUCACCUUGGUCGAUUUCCUUCUGUAUUGCUACACCGACACUAUUGUCGACUUUUGGCAUCAUACUCGACGUUCACCGAUGGCAUUCCGAUACCGACAAGUCCGCACUGAGUUGAUGAAAGUUGCUGCCAAACUCGAACUUCUCAAGUUAGAGCCUGCAGUCAGGCAAAUGAUCGAGCCUGAACGUUGUUUGCCCAUGGAUCUCGAGAUUGCUGCCAGAGAUCAGGACUACUUUGCCAAUGGCGAUAUCAGAGUUCAGCUGAGCGAUGGCGAAGUACUGGUUCAUGGACCAAUGGUAUGCCAGAGAUGUCCCUUCUUUGAGGGUAUGUUCAUGGGACGUGCUGGUGGUCGUUGGCUUGAAGAAAGACGUGGCCUCUUGCAAAAUGCUUCCGAUGCCAUUGAUGUCGACCUGCAGCAUAUUGAGACCGAAAUUUUCCGUAUGGUCCUCCGCCACAUCUAUGCGGAUACUGGGGAAGAGCUUUUCGAUGACAUCGUCAGUGCUGAUCUUGAUGAGUUUCUGGACGUUGUCAUGGAAGUCAUGGCUGUUGCGAACGAGCUCAUGUUGGAUCGUCUUUCUCAAGUCUGUCAAAGAGUCGUUGGCCAACAUGUCACCACUCGCAAUGUUUGUGGUCUGCUCAAUGCCAUUGCUCCCAGCUCUGUUACAGAAUUCAAAGAUGCAAGUCUCGAAUAUUUGUGUCUGAGUCUGGAAGCUAUGCUUCAAGGUGGUCUGCUGGAUGAGCUCGAUGAAGAUCUACUCUUAGAGCUGGACGAUAUUGUUCGCGCCAACCAGCUUGCUCUGAUGCCUUUCGCCAAGAGUGGUCGGGCUGAGGCUCUUCUACACGAGCGCCAUCCAGAGCUUGCUGCUUUGAUUGACCGUGAUCGCCGGAUCAAGCUGGAUUCGAUCAUGCUACAUACCAAGCACCAAGAUCUGGAUGGUUGGGGUCCAAACUCUUUCAGAGGCGGCAGCUUGGAAGAUAGCGCAUAUGGAAAACAAAAGGCUCGAAGGAAGUCCAGGGAUGCCCAGUCAUCCGCAGUUGACUCCACUCCUAGAGUGAAAGCUGCCGUGCCGUCUUUGGGCACAAGUCUUGAAGAGAGCUCACCACUUGAUCUCAAUGGUGCACCCUCAAGGAAUGCCGAGACUGAGUUUGAGAGGACACUACGCAGAGACACUGCAGUUGGGACUCCUACAGAUUCCUGGGUCGACUCUAAGGGAAAGCCGAUCACACCACACGCCGCCACACCCAAGCAAGGUGGUCUCCCAGGUAUGACACCUGCCACGCCCGCAAGCUCUUCAAGCGUUCCUUGGGCAGCAACUCCUUCGCCUGGUGCGAAGCUGGAAAUGAAGGAUAUCAUGGCACAAGCAUCUUCAAGUCGUGUAUCUAACCUUUCGUUGGGUAUUGCAGCCAGUCGAGAGAAGGCAUCUGAGGAUGCUUCAGCAGCGAGAUCAGCUGCGAAAAUGUCGCAGAAAGAACGCAAGAGGAUGCAACAAGUUCAGCAAUCAGCAGCAGCUGAGAUUGAGGAGAAAAUCGCUGCAAAGGUGGCCUCACCAUGGCAGGUCGUUUCUGGUCAGAAGAUACCUUCUCUGAAGGAUGUCAUUGGGGAUAAGCUACCUUCGCCUAGUCCGUCGAGCAGACCUCAACCAACAACUCGUACAAGCACUACUCCUCAAUUGACCAUGCGGCAAACCAUCGCCAACCCUAAGCCCUCACCCAAGCCUGCCGCUGCCGUUGCUGCUUCACCUAAGAGUUUAGGUCCCGGUUCACCCAUCACAUCUGGUCACCCAUCUCCCAGACUAGGCCCACAGCGCGCGCCAUCGACACAAACAGGAGCCAAGUCGCCAGUCCCAGCAUCACCGCGUAUCCAAGCUCAAGCAGGUCCUUCCUUACCCGUUCGACCCACACCCACACCUCAUCAAUCUCAACCACAACCACAACGCAAACCCUCACACCAAACAACCACCGCCGCAUCAACACUAGCACCUCCGCCUCCUCCAGACCUCUCAUCCCAAUCCUUCCCUUCCAUUUCCUCUAUCGUGCACAACCCUCACAUCAUCAAAGAAGCCGCCGCAGCAAGAAGUCUGCAGGAAAUCCAAGCUGAGCAAGAGUUUCAAGAGUGGUGGGAUAAAGAAGCAGCGAGGAUGAGAGAAGACGAAGAGUUUGCGAGACUGAUUGCUGAAGGCAAGGUUUCUGAGCAAGUGGGUGGUGGUGCUUCUGGCAAGAAGAAGGCAGGGAGAAGAGGUGGUGGUGGUGGUGGUGGUGGGAAGCAAGGUCAGCAUCAAGAGAAGAAGAAAGAAGGAAGUGGGAAUGGACAGGUUAUACCGCAAACACAAGGACAGACCUCUAGACCAAGGGGAGGUAGGAAUAGAGGUGGUGGUCGAGGUGCUGCUUCUAAUGUCGCUGUUGGCCACACUGCUGCUCCUGCUGCUGGAGCUAAACCUUAA